ACCCCCUCCUCCUCCGUCAAUCCUCAGUCCAGCAGGUCACGUGCUCAACGCAACUUCCUCUUCCUGUCUAAGAUGGCGAAAAAUGUGGAGAACGACCUGAGUUUCCUUCAAAUCAUUUACGAAAUCAUUCGAAGCAUUGAAAAAGAUUCCCACGAUGUGCCCCAGAAAGUGACAGACUUGAAGAACCGGCUUCAACGGGGCCGCGAGAUUGUGGACAAAAUGCCGGGCAUCCAGCACACACGGGAAGAGCAGAUGAAACACAUAGAGGUGCUUCGUAAACAGCUCAUCACCAAGUGCGACUUGAUAAAGAAAUACAAGAACUUCCACACCUUCAACCUGUCUCGGUAACCGAUUCCCCACUGUUGUGCAGAGAACAGUCUGCUGUCAUCCUGCUUCUAACAGCAUCAUCAAACUAUAGCAACUGGAUUAACCAAACAACCAAUCGGAGCAUUUCGGAGGGUUUCACCUUUUAGCAGUGUCCUUUGUUUUCUCUUUAUUUUUCCCCUCUCCUGUGCUUUUUUUUUAAUGUCUAGUGCAUACAUAUGCACUUACAAAGAUAUAUAAAACUUUUGCAGACACAAGUACGCCCUUAUAUGGAAACGUGCAUACGUUCUCUCUUAUAAAUGCCAUACAAACACAACUAUAGCUUUUCAUUGACACACACACACACACAGGUUUUUAUAGAUAGAACCAUUUAAACAUAUUCACACACUCAUACAUAGCUUUUUACAGAUACACGUUGAACUUACGAAACCUACAUACGGACUCGCAGCAAGGGUGUGCACUUGUGACUCGUAUUCUGGUAAUUGUAUGAACAUAGUCGUCAACUCGAAAGGAAAUUUGUGAAUUUGAAGAAGGAAAAGGAGGGGAAGAAAACAACAAAAAAAGCAAAAUAGAAAAUUAUAGGGACUUUCCCCUCCCCUCAAAAUUGCUGGCCUUGUGCCCAAGUUACCUAUUAUUUGUAGUAGUUACCGUUAUCCCCUUUUUUUUUUUUAUUACCCCUCUUUCCAUUUCUCUUUUUGUCUUGUUUGAUUCUUAAAUGACCACCAUGGUUGAGGAAAGGUGCCACCCGAUUUUCACCCAAGACCCUGCUCACUGGAUGCAGUACAUCUACAAGAAGGUCCGUGUGCUCACCGGCCCCAACCAAGAGCAUGUGGGUCACGUCUAUACUGUCGACCCGGUCACUUCCAGCUUCAUCCUCGUUCACUUCCCUCCUGCAACUGCUUCUGAUGCUGCUGCCUCCACGGCUGCUAAUGUGACUGGAACUUCUAGUAACUCUGCCACCACUCCAAACACGACCACUGCGAGUGACACUACUGCUGCUACCGUUACCGAAGUUAAGGCUUCUGAUAUUUCUGCUACUACUAGUCCCGCCUCUACCCCCAAGACCAGUGUAGGGGUCUGUGUUAUUCCAGGACAUGCUGUUGUCGAUGUGGCUGUGUUGCAGGAAGAUGAUAAUGAUGCUGGUAACAGUGGCAACGGUCCAAAAGAUAGUGAUUACGAAAAAAUUAAGGCCAGACUUGAUGCUCUGUUCCUCAACAGCAAGAACAGUCAGCUUGGUUUUGGCGACAGCGGCAACAUGGGCAUUGAAACGAGCCAUCUGAGUGAGGAAGCCCUCUCGGAACGCAAGGACAAGCUCAAGUCAUGGAUGCUGAAGAAUCGCUUGCCCGUGCAGGAACAAAAGGGUCAGGAUGGGGACAAACCGAAGUGUCUGUGUGUGGCUGGCGCUGUGACCAUUCUACCACCGUAUGGCCCCGGCAACUGUUGUAGCACCAAUGAGAUAAUCCUGUCGAGAAUCCAGAAUCUCAUUAGAAAUAUGCCACCAACUGUCUGACAAGAGCUGUUAAUUAGCUUCGUUCGUUUGCUCACUGUUGAGGCAAAAUUGAUUAUAAAUCAGAGUAUUGGGUUACCCUGCUGCUACACAGAUCAUGAGUUCAGUUCUCCCUGGUUGCCCAUAACAAAAUGCUGGCGUUUAUUAUUAUUAUUGGCGGCAAACUGGUAGAAUCGUUAGCUCACUGGACGAAAUGCUUAGCGGUAUUUCAUCUGAGUUCAAAUUCUGCCGAGGUCGACUUUGCCUUUCAUCCUUUCGGGGUCGA
Molecule: messenger RNA, 2096 nt
Organism: Octopus sinensis (East Asian common octopus)
Lineage: Eukaryota; Metazoa; Mollusca; Cephalopoda; Octopoda; Octopodidae
Product: gem-associated protein 6
Exons: 2
Coding region: 1040-1834 (264 amino acids)
Biological process (GO): spliceosomal complex assembly; spliceosomal snRNP assembly
Cellular component (GO): nucleus; SMN complex
Source: RefSeq, a predicted model, not a curated record